UUGGGAUAUAGUCAAAUAGCUGCAACCCAUGGUAACAGAUAAGAAAAUGGAAUCCAAGGCGUAGAUUUGAAAUAAUUUCGCCGUUUAGAUUUCAUUUCUUUGGCUGUCACAAGGUUAGCUGCAACCGGGCAGCAGCUAAAUUUCGUCCGAAAUUAAAAGACUCUUGCCCGCCCAAAGAGCCGAGAGGUGAGACACUUCAGUCUGUCUCUUGGGCUCCAGAGGCUUCAAGCUCCUGAGCGCAAGCAAAAUCAAAUGGCUUGUCUGGUAUUCCCAAUCCCAUCUUUGUCAUCGUCCUUACCAAACCCACGGCUUCUUAAAGACAACUCCACGCCCUCCCUCCUCUGCAACGGACUGAGGUUUAAAGGGCAAGAACGCCAUUCUAAGAAAACCGGUUUCUUCUUACUUAAGUGUGGUGUUACUAAGGUGAAGGAACAUUCUUCAAAAAAAUAUCCAUUCAUUAGUGAACCACACAAGUACUUUGAUCAGGUUGUCAUCACAGUUCGUUCUGGAGAUGGAGGCCAUGGUGCCGUUCUUACUAUGCCCAUGCCCAACCAAAGGACUCCUUCCAAGUCAUCAGCAAAACAUGACCAGCAGAGAAAGAAGAAGAGUUUGUACAAAAGGGAUUUUGAUGGGUCGCUUAUCCUGCCCAUGGGUGGUCAUGGAGGAGAUGUAAUCAUUUAUGCUGAUGAGGGCAAAGAUUCGUUAUUGGAAUUUCACAAGAAGAGUCGCUACAAUGCAAAGCGUGGGGGAAACGUCGAUGCCAUGGGUGUUUUGACCUCCCAACUGCACGACGGACUUGCUGCUCCCACAUUGCGUAUUCCAGUGCCUGUAGGUACCGUUGUAAAACGUAAGCGAGGAAAGCUUCUGGCCGAUUUAGCACAUCCAGGCCAAGAAAUUCUAGUUGUGAGGGGUGGACAAGGAGGGAUUAGCUUGUUAGAGAUGCCUGAACAUAGAAGGAAACAAUUGAUGGCCUUAACGACUAAUAUCAUGAGAGAUGAUGAUGACAAGGUCUUAGUUCUUGGUCAACCUGGGGAGGAGGUUAGUCUGGAGUUGAUAUUGAGAGUAGUUGCUGAUGUUGGUUUAGUGGGACUUCCAAAUGCUGGAAAAUCAACCCUUUUAGCUGCCAUCACACUUGCAAAACCUGAUAUUGCUGAUUAUCCAUUCACAACAUUAAUGCCAAACCUUGGACGCCUCGAUGGUGACCCUAGUUUAGGGGCAGGGAAGUAUACAUCUGAGGCAACAUUAGCUGAUUUGCCUGGUCUAAUCGAAGGUGCUCACCUGGGGAAGGGUCUUGGUCGGAAUUUUUUGAGACACUUGAGGAGGACUCGGCUAUUAGUCCAUGUUAUUGAUGCAGCUGCUGCGAAUCCUGUGAAAGAUUAUAGAACUGUUAAAGAAGAGCUGAGGAUGUACAAUCCUGAAUACCUUGAACGGCCAUAUGUUGUGGUGUUAAAUAAGAUUGACCUCCCAGAGGCGAGUGAUAGGUUGCCUUCUUUGAUUCAAGAGAUAUCAGCAAUUGGAUGCAAUGAGAUACCCUCAGAGCCAGAAAUUAGUAGUGAAAAAGUGGCUCAACUAAUGCCCUUAGAUAGUGAACAUGAAACCACACCUUUGGUUUCCCCUAUUAGAGACACAAAGGAAAAAGAAAUUGAUGACUAUCCACGUCCUGUAGCUGUUGUGGGUGUUAGCGUUCUUAAAGGCAUCAGGAUCACUGAAAUGUUGAAGGAGAUUAGGGCAGCAUUAAGGAAGUGCCAAGGUUCAGACAAAGCAUUGGAACUGAGUAUGCAAUUAUGAUUAUACAACUUCAAAAGCUCCAUGUAGAGAAAUGCUUUCAUAUCGGGCUGAUGCUAAGAGAUGGAGUAGAGAUCAGUUCUGUUGUGGGUAACCUAAGAGCCUAUCUAGAGGCACAUGGAACAGAUAAUGCAAGUCAUAACUCAUGUCCACAUUUUUGUGAAACUUAAUGAUGAUUUGAGUUUGUACAGGUAUCUUCCUGGAGCUGGUUGGCCUUCCUCCGAACCAGCAAGGCUUUUGCUGACUUGCAGAAGCGUACUCCAUAUAUUAUACCAAAUGCUGGAAAUAGUUUUAGUUCAUCGAUAAAGGCAUGUGUAACCCCAUCUUUAAACAACCACCCCACUAGUCUCCCUGAAGAUGAAAUUGUAUACCCAUCAUAUUUUCUCUGGCUUCUCAUCCUGCCUUGUAUAUGCGGUCUGUCUAUGUUUAUAUCUUUUUAGUCUUCAUAUGCAACUAUCUUUCUUAGUUGAUUAUCUGAAACAAUAAUGUAUUUUGUUGCAUC
This is a messenger RNA of Macadamia integrifolia, 2287 nucleotides long. Its product is annotated as probable GTP-binding protein OBGC2. The transcript has 10 exons. Gene Ontology annotation, molecular function: GTPase activity; GTP binding. NCBI's taxonomy places the organism in Eukaryota, Viridiplantae, Streptophyta, Magnoliopsida, Proteales, Proteaceae. The coding region runs from base 253 to 1788 and encodes 511 amino acids. The record is from RefSeq and is a predicted model, not a curated record. Gene Ontology annotation, cellular component: mitochondrion.